Pteronotus mesoamericanus is the source of this 3168-nucleotide messenger RNA. RefSeq names its product integrator complex subunit 7 (gene INTS7). Gene Ontology annotation, biological process: snRNA 3'-end processing. The transcript has 20 exons. The coding region runs from base 98 to 2986 and encodes 962 amino acids. The record is from RefSeq and is a predicted model, not a curated record. Gene Ontology annotation, cellular component: integrator complex. Lineage: Eukaryota; Metazoa; Chordata; Mammalia; Chiroptera; Mormoopidae.
CGGAGGAAAAAUCCGCGAGGUGGUGGAAGAAGAUGGCGGUGUUGGGAUAGAGUUUGCAAUCUUUCUGAAUAGGCUAGCCGAGUAACUUAUUCGGGUCAUGGCGUCAAACUCAACUAAAUCUUUCCUGGCAGAUGCCGGCUAUGGCGAACAGGAGCUGGAUGCUAACUCUGCCCUUAUGGAAUUAGACAAAGGUCUAAGAUCUGGCAAACUUGGUGAACAAUGUGAGGCAGUUGUCCGCUUUCCUAGGCUCUUUCAAAAGUAUCCAUUCCCUAUUCUCAUCAAUUCUGCAUUCCUCAAGUUAGCUGAUGUUUUCAGAGUUGGAAACAAUUUCCUGAGGCUCUGUGUUCUUAAAGUUACUCAACAAAGUGAGAAGCAUUUGGAGAAGAUUCUAAAUGUGGAUGAAUUUGUGAAGAGAAUUUUCUCCGUGAUUCAUAGUAAUGAUCCUGUAGCAAGAGCCAUCACACUCCGGAUGUUGGGGAGUCUGGCAUCAAUAAUUCCUGAGAGGAAAAAUGCUCACCAUAGUAUUCGUCAGAGCCUGGAUUCACAUGAUAAUGUAGAAGUCGAAGCUGCUGUUUUUGCUGCUGCAAACUUUUCUGCACAAUCAAAGGAUUUUGCUGUAGGAAUCUGUAACAAAAUUAGUGAAAUGAUUCAAGGCUUAGCCACACCCGUAGACCUGAAGCUAAAGUUGAUCCCAAUCCUACAGCACAUGCACCAUGAUGCAAUCCUGGCUUCCAGCGCUCGUCAGCUUUUACAGCAGCUAGUCACAGCCUAUCCUUCCACCAAAAUGGUGAUUGUUUCUUUACACACUUUUACUCUGCUUGCAGCUUCAUCUUUGGUGGAUACACCUAAGCAGAUUCAGCUGCUCUUGCAGUAUUUGAAGAAUGACCCCAGGAAAGCAGUAAAGAGACUUGCUAUUCAAGAUCUGAAAUUACUUGCAAAUAAAACACCACAUACUUGGAGUAGGGAAAACAUUCAGGCACUCUGUGAAUGUGCCCUCCAGACUCCUUACGACAGCCUAAAACUGGGAAUGUUGUCUGUCCUCUCCGCACUCUCUGGGACCAUUGCUGUUAAACAUUAUUUCAGCAUAGCUACAGGAAAUGUGGGUUCUUCCCCCAGAUCCUCUGAUUUAGUCAAAUUAGCCCAAGAAUGCUGUUACCAUAACAACAGGGGCAUUGCAGCUCAUGGAGUCAGAGUCCUCACUAAUAUAACUGUCUCUUGUCAAGAAAAAGACCUUUUGGCGCUGGAACAAGACGCAGUUUUUGGCCUGGAAUCCCUUCUGGUACUUUGUAGUCAAGAUGAUAGUCCCGGUGCUCAAGCCACAUUAAAGAUUGCUCUGAAUUGUAUGGUAAAGUUGGCCAAGGGUAGACCCCAUCUCAGCCAGUCUGUGGUUGAGACCCUAUUGACUCAGUUGCACAGUGCUCAGGAUGCCGCCCGGAUCCUGAUGUGCCACUGCCUGGCCGCCAUUGCCAUGCAGCUGCCAGUGCUGGGCGACGGAAUGCUGGGCGACCUCGUGGAGCUCUACAAGGUCAUUGGCCGAUCAUCCACAGACAAGCAACAGGAACUUCUGGUGAGUUUGGCCACUGUGAUUUUUGUCGCCAGUCAGAAAGCACUAUCUGCUGAAGUAAAGGCAGUCAUUAAGCAGCAGCUCGAAAGUGUCUCCAAUGGAUGGACUGUGUACCGAAUUGCCAGACAGGCAUCCAGAAUGGGUAACCAUGACAUGGCCAGAGAGCUCUAUCAGAGUUUGCUGACUCAGGUUGCCUCAGAACAUUUCUACUUCUGGCUGAAUAGUUUGAAGGAGUUCUCACAUGCAGAACAGUGUUUCACUGGGUUGCAAGAAGAGAAUUAUAGUUCAGCACUUUCUUGCAUUGCUGAGUCUUUAAAAUUCUACCACAAAGGGAUUGCAUCCUUAACAGCUGCCAGUACACCGCUGAAUCCUUUAAGUUUUCAGUGUGAAUUUGUAAAACUCAGGAUUGACCUUCUACAAGCCUUCUCUCAACUCAUCUGUACUUGUAACAGCCUCAAGACAAGCCCCCCACCUGCAAUCGCCACAACAAUUGCCAUGACCUUAGGGAAUGACCUUCAGAGGUGUGGUCGCAUCUCUAAUCAGAUGAAGCAGUCCAUGGAAGAAUUUCGAAACCUUGCUUCCCGAUAUGGGGAUCUUUAUCAGGCAUCUUUUGAUGCUGAUUCAGCAACUUUAAGGAAUGUAGAGCUACAGCAGCAGAGCUGUUUACUGAUAUCUCAUGCAAUAGAAGCUCUGAUUUUGGACCCAGAAUCCGCAAGUUUCCAGGAAUAUGGAUCUGUUGGAGCAGCCCAUGCCGACAGUGAAUAUGAGAGAAGAAUGAUGUCUGUAUAUAAUCAUGUCUUGGAGGAGGUGGAAUCACUCAAUCGGAAAUAUACUCCUGUUUCUUACAUGCAUACAGCAUGCCUCUGCAAUGCCAUCAUUGCUUUGCUGAAAGUCCCUCUUUCAUUUCAGAGAUACUUUUUCCAGAAACUGCAAUCUACCAGCAUUAAGCUUGCUCUGUCCCCAUCCCCCCGGAACCCUGCGGAGCCCAUUGCUGUCCAGAACAACCAGCAGCUGGCGCUGAAGGUGGAGGGAGUGGUUCAGCAUGGAUCUAAACCAGGGCUCUUUCGCAAAAUUCAGUCUGUCUGUCUGAAUGUUUCUUCCACGCUACAAAGUAAAUCUGGACAAGACUACAAGAUACCCAUUGACAAUAUGACCAAUGAGAUGGAGCAGAGGGUUGAGCCUCAUAAUGAUUACUUUAGUACUCAAUUUCUGUUGAACUUUGCCAUCCUUGGAACACACAACAUUACAGUGGAAUCUUCAGUGAAAGACGCCAAUGGCAUCGUAUGGAAGACCGGUCCCAGAACUACCAUAUUUGUAAAAUCGCUGGAAGACCCUUACUCCCAGCAAAUUCGCCUGCAGCAGCAGCAAGCCCAGCAACCAUUACAACAGCAGCAACAACGAAAUGCCUACACGCGGUUUUAACCAUGAGACGAAUGCACUACAGACUUUACAGGGAUUGAAUAAAUUGACAAAAAUACUUUGCUUUUUCAUAUGGAUUAAGAUAUGGAAGUUAUAAUGUGGAGUCCAUUUACUCAUUGGUUUUUGUAAUGUAAUAUUCUGAAACAAUGUGGGUUUUUUCCUUAAAAAUUUCAUUUGAGAAAAAC